AUGCCUGAGAUUGGAUUGCAAGGGCAACUCAACUUAAGGGAAGCUAAAGUGCUUAUCGUAGGUGUAGGUGGUCUGGGAUGUCCAGCUGCGGCUUAUCUUGCAGGAGCAGGAGUUGGCAGCCUGGGACUUAUAGACGGAGAUGUCGUCGAGGAAUCCAACCUCCAUCGCCAAAUACUUCAUUCUACUGCAAGGGUAGGCAUGACCAAGGUCGAAAGUGCCAUGGUCGCCCUGAACUCGCUGAACCCGAACGUCAAGCUCAUACCGUACACAUAUCGCCUUACCUCAGACAUUGUGCUGGCAGCCUUUAAAGACUAUGACCUAGUGCUUGAUUGCACAGAUAAUCCAGCAUCACGCUAUCUUAUAUCGGACGCCUGUGUUCUGCUUGGCAAGACCCUUGUGUCAGCAUCAGCCCUGCGUACUGACGGCCAACUUAUGGUACUCAACAACCCUCCUCUACCAGUGGGUGAUGUGAGAGGUGGCCCCUGCUACCGAUGCAUUUUCCCUAAGCCGCCACCUCCAGAAUCCGUUACUUCGUGUGGCGACGGAGGUAUCUUAGGACCCGUUGUGGGUGUUAUGGGUGUGCUCCAAGCUCUAGAGGCGAUUAAGGUUCUGACUCAAAAGUCUGCCACAACAACGUCAGUGCAGGCAGAACCACCAAGUCUGCUACUUUUUUCCGCUUAUUCCAAUCCUAUGUUCCGGUCCAUACGUUUGCGUACACGGAAACCGAAGUGUGCAGCAUGCUCAGCGCAAUGCACAGUCACACCCGAAGCAUUGAACUCAGGAAGCCUGGACUAUGUGCACUUUUGCGGGAGUAUCAACCCCGUAGAUGCACUCAGCCCACAGGAACGUAUAUCUGCCGAGAAUUACGCGAAGCUUCGCUCGGGAGUUAAUCCGUUCACGGGUACCGUAUCGAGCAAGGACAGUCAUAUCCUCAUCGACACCAGAGAGAGGGUCCAGUUCGAGCUUUGCAAUAUCGAGGGAAGCUAUAAUAUCCCUUUCUCGGCAGUGUCUGCGACUCGUAUCAACGCCAGCAGUAGCAGCUAUAACUCCAUGGAGCUUGAAGAGCCAAAAUGGGUGCAACACCUCCGGCAGCAACCUGACAAGCCAAUCUUUGUUGUGUGCCGAAUGGGAAACGAUUCACAGAUGACUGUAAAGAAAAUGAAAGAGCUGGGACUGGAUUACAAAGGCAAAAGGUACAUCGGAGAUAUUCGUGGAGGUUUAAGAGCUUGGAAGGAGAGCGUAGACCAAGACUUUCCAGAAUAUUGA
Ascochyta rabiei is the source of this 1266-nucleotide messenger RNA. RefSeq lists its product as uncharacterized. The record is from RefSeq and is a predicted model, not a curated record. The coding region runs from base 1 to 1266 and encodes 421 amino acids. Gene Ontology annotation, molecular function: thiosulfate-cyanide sulfurtransferase activity; URM1 activating enzyme activity; adenylyltransferase activity. Lineage: Eukaryota; Fungi; Ascomycota; Dothideomycetes; Pleosporales; Didymellaceae. The transcript is spliced from 3 exons. Gene Ontology annotation, biological process: protein urmylation; tRNA wobble position uridine thiolation. Gene Ontology annotation, cellular component: cytosol; cytoplasm.